ACGAAAGUGCCCAUGAUAUCCUUCAUCAUCAAGGAAAUCAACGCCAUUCUCUCUCUUUUGUCAUCGACCUCCAUGUCCGAUAUAUAUCUAACAGAGAAGAUUCAGAUUUUGCAAUGACGAAAGAGUUUUUUAUCUCUUUCUUGUGGAUAUUGAGGUUCUAAUUGUUUAAUACCAGAGAAGAGAGAAAAUGUUGGGAAUUUUUAGCGGAGCUAUAGUAACGUUGCCGGAAGAGCUGGUGGCCGCCGGCAGCCGCACUCCGUCGCCGAAGACAACCGGAGCGGCUCUAGUUAACAAGUUCGUGGAGAAAAACCCAUCCGCAGUGUCCGUACAAGUCGGAGACUAUGUGCAGCUUGCGUACAGCCACCACAAAGAGAGUCCUCUCCGUCCGAGGUCAUUUGGGGCUAAGGAUGAGAUAUUCUGCUUGUUCCAAGGCUCACUUGACAACCUAGGAAGCUUGAAGCAGCAGUAUGGGCUUGCAAAGAAUGCAAACGAGGUUCUCUUAGUCAUCGAGGCUUACAAGACUCUCCGUGACAGAGCUCCUUACCCUGCCAACCACGUUGUAGCACACCUAAGUGGUGAUUUCGCCUUUGUGGUUUUCGAUAAAUCAACCUCCACACUCUUUGUAGCUUCCGACCAAGAAGGUAAGGUUCCAUUGUAUUGGGGGAUAACAGCUGAUGGGUAUGUGGCAUUUGUUGAUGAUGUCGAGUUGCUUAAAGGUGCAUGUGGCAAGUCUCUUGCUUCUUUCCCUCAAGGAUGUUUCUACUCAACUACGUUAGGUGGGCUUAGGAGCUUUGAGAACCCUAAGAACAAGAUCACUGCCAUUCCUGCUAAAGAGGAAGAAAUUUGGGGAGCCACCUUCAAGGUGGAAGGAGCAACAGUUCUUGCAGAUUGAGAAUGGAGAA
Molecule: messenger RNA, 902 nt
Organism: Raphanus sativus (radish)
Lineage: Eukaryota; Viridiplantae; Streptophyta; Magnoliopsida; Brassicales; Brassicaceae
Product: stem-specific protein TSJT1-like
Exons: 5
Coding region: 188-892 (234 amino acids)
Source: RefSeq, a predicted model, not a curated record